Cuscuta campestris is the source of this 881-nucleotide messenger RNA. NCBI's taxonomy places the organism in Eukaryota, Viridiplantae, Streptophyta, Magnoliopsida, Solanales, Convolvulaceae. The record is from the annotation of a GenBank genome assembly.
AUUAAUUGUUUUUUUUUAUACCUAUUUUUAAGUACUUAAUUUUUAAAAAUGCAAGAUUUUAUGGACCCACCCCAGCCCAAACGGAAGGAGGUGGCGUGCAACAAAAGGAUUUUUUUCAGGUGAGGAAUUUAAUGUACGGAGUCCCAAUACUUUAUAUCAUCAUCCUUUACUUCUCGGAAUACCUAAUUUUAUUUCAUUUUUCUUCUUCGUCUUCACGUCUUUGAUCAAAGUCCGAGUCCCGCCAUGGCGAAGAGUUCAUUCAAGCUGGAAAAUUCUUUCGAGAGGAGGCUGGCAGAAUCGACUCGCAUCAGGGAGAAGUAUCCUGAUAGAAUCCCAGUGAUUGUUGAGAAAGCUGAAAGGAGUGACAUUCCUGAUAUUGAUAAGAAAAAAUACCUUGUCCCAGCUGACCUCACUAUAGGGCAGUUUGUCUAUGUGGUCCGAAAGAGGAUCAAGCUUGGUGCCGAGAAGGCUAUAUUUGUCUUUGUCAAAAACAUGCUGCCACCAACAGCUGCAAUGCUGUCUGCAAUUUAUGAGGAGAACAAGGAUGAAGAUGGGUUCCUUUACAUGACUUAUAGUGGGGAGAACACAUUUGGGGUGUGCAUUUAGUUGGAGAUGGAUUGGAAAUUUCUUAAUAUGUACAUCCUUUGAUUUCACCCUGCUAGACAAAAGCAAGUUUCUUCGGGAACAACAUUUGCAAUUAGUGUUAGAGAUCGGAUUCUUUUUUAAUGGUGAAGAUUAAUUUUUAAACGUUAAUGUUAAAGAUUAUUGUUGGAUAAGUUUUCUGAAGUGUUAAAAAGUUAAUGCCAAACACAACCUUGAUUUGUUGUGAAUGGUUUUGGGCCAUUUACUACUCAUGUCCUGAAUAAUUAAUUGUAAUACUU